Malassezia restricta is the source of this 756-nucleotide messenger RNA. RefSeq lists its product as uncharacterized. Bases 1 to 756 code for a protein of 251 amino acids. The record is from RefSeq and is a predicted model, not a curated record. NCBI's taxonomy places the organism in Eukaryota, Fungi, Basidiomycota, Malasseziomycetes, Malasseziales, Malasseziaceae. The transcript has a single exon.
AUGGCCUAUCCACCGUCACGUCCCGAGCGCGACCCGCGUCCAGGGGCACCGACGCAUGACGAGACGCCACUGUACGAGGCUGCGACAUUGUACGCGCAGUCGCCGCAUGUGCACGCAGACCGGCGCGAGCGAGCCCGGCGCGAGCGGCGAUCGCAGUACGGACCGCGGCAUGUGUUUCUCUUUGGGCGCGCGAAGCGAGUCGCGGAGCCCAUGUACCUCGUCCUAGCCGUGCUGCUUCUUGGUCUACUUUGGAUCGUGACGAGGACGUCUCCCGCCUCUACGAAGCUGUCAUCUCCGCCCCCGGCCGCCACAGCGUACUUCUCCACCACACCACCAUCCAUGCCGUCGCAAAAGACGUUUACGCUCGCAUCGCGCGGCAAGGGCUGCCAUCUCGUGCAGUCGGAGGUUGAGCGUGAAAUUAGCGAUAUGAUACGUGGCGUGCAAGUGGGCAUCCUGACGCUGUUCAUUCAGCACACGAGCGCGGCGCUCUCACUGAACGAGAAUGUGGACCGGGAUGUGCGCACGGAUAUGGACAUGGCUCUGGACCACGUCGUGCCCGAGUCGCUUCCAUGGCGCCAUACGGACGAGGGUCCCGAUGACUCUGUGUCGCACACCAAGGCUACGCUCGUGGGCCCAUCGCUGACGAUCCCCAUCACGCGCGGCCAACUCAACCUGGGGACGUGGCAGGGUGUCUAUUUAUGCGAGUUCCGUCGCGCCAAACAUGCGCGCCGCAUCGUCGCGACCGUCCUUCCAUAG